UGUGGUCGGACAACACGCACCUCUCUCAAACAUCCAUCUGACAUAACUCCUGGAUACCGUGCUGUGUUGUGUUUGACAAUGUCUGUCUGUGUGUUAUAGUGUACGUUGGUGUGCUGUGUGUUUUGUUACAAAAAUAAACGCAAGAUAUAUUUCUAGUCGACGUACUUCAAAUUAAAAUGUUAAUAAAUUUUCCUUAACUGAUAUUGAAUUAGCUGGUGACGGAAACAAAGAAAGAGAUUGAGAUUUAUAGAGAGUUUGUGAAAGAGAAUUAAAAGAAGAAGAAAUGGAUUCAAAGAGUGACGGUCGCUGCGAUGACAUCGAGCUCAGUGUUCAAGGAGUCGGUAGUAAACCUGGCGUCGGGGCAACUAAAUCUGACCUUCCGGAACGAGGUUCUUGGGGCAGCAAGUUAGACUUCAUCCUUUCAGUCAUCGGACUGGCUAUUGGGUUAGGCAAUGUCUGGCGCUUCCCUUACCUCUGCUACAAGAAUGGUGGCGGCGCCUUCCUUAUUCCGUACUUCCUCACCCUCUUCCUUGCCGGGAUUCCGAUGUUCUUCAUGGAACUUGCUAUGGGACAGAUGCUUACGAUUGGUGGCUUGGGAGUUUUCAAAAUAGCGCCCAUUUUUAAAGGGAUCGGUUACGCCGCAGCAGUGAUGUCGUGCUGGAUGAACGUGUACUACAUAGUCAUCUUAGCGUGGGCCAUCUUCUAUUUCUUUAUGUCAAUGAGAUCUGACGUUCCGUGGAGAACUUGCGACAACUACUGGAACACGGAGACUUGUGUAAAUCCAUAUGACAGGAAGAACCUGACUUGCUGGUCCGACUUCGAUAUGAACACCUUCUGCACACUCAACGGCAAGAAUGUCAGUAAGGCAUUCCUCUCUGAUCCCGUUAAAGAAUUUUGGGAACGUCGCGCUCUCCAAAUAUCCAGCGGCAUAGAACACAUUGGCAACAUCCGCUGGGAGCUGGCGGGCACGCUGCUGCUGGUGUGGGUGCUCUGCUACUUCUGCAUCUGGAAAGGAGUUCGUUGGACCGGCAAAGUCGUUUACUUCACUGCGCUGUUCCCAUACUUUUUGCUGACCGUACUGCUUAUUAGGGGUAUCACUCUACCGGGAGCGUUUGAGGGCAUAAAGUUCUACGUGAUGCCGAACAUGUCGAAGCUUCUGGAAUCCGAAGUGUGGAUAGAUGCUGUAACUCAGAUUUUCUUCUCGUAUGGUCUCGGUCUCGGCACUCUCGUCGCGUUGGGAAGUUAUAAUAAGUUCACCAAUAAUGUAUACAAAGAUGCUCUGAUAGUCUGCUCAGUCAACUCCAGUACAUCAAUGUUCGCCGGUUUCGUCAUAUUCUCGGUAGUGGGCUUCAUGGCUCAUGAGCAACAAAGACCUGUAGCUGAAGUCGCCGCAUCAGGGCCGGGUCUAGCGUUCUUGGCGUAUCCGUCGGCGGUCCUGCAGCUCCCCGGGGCGUCUCUGUGGUCGUGUCUGUUCUUCUUCAUGUUGCUGCUCAUUGGCUUGGACAGUCAGUUCUGUACUAUGGAAGGCUUCAUCACCGCCGUCAUCGACGAGUGGCCGAAACUAUUGAGGCGUAGGAAGGAAAUAUUCAUUGCGAUCACCUGCAUCAUAUCUUACUUGGUUGGAUUGUCUUGCAUAUCUGAGGGAGGAAUGUACGUUUUCCAAAUACUAGACUCGUACGCCGUGUCCGGUUUCUGUCUGCUGUUUUUGAUCUUCUUCGAAUGCGUGUCCAUCUCGUGGGCGUUUGGUGUGAACCGGUUCUACGACGGGAUAAAGGAGAUGAUUGGAUACUACCCAACCAUUUGGUGGAAAUUCUGCUGGGUUGGAUUCACGCCCGCUAUAUGCAUAAGCGUGUUUAUCUUCAACCUGGUCCAAUGGAAGCCCAUCAAGUACAUGAACUACGAGUACCCCUGGUGGUCGCACGUCCUCGGCUGGUUCACGGCGCUCUCCUCCAUGUUGUGUAUCCCGGGCUACAUGCUGUACCUCUGGAGGGUUACCCCGGGGACAAAUAUGGAGAAAUUCCACAAGAUAGUUCGCAUCCCGGAGGACGUUCCUACUCUCCGUACUAAGAUGCAAGCCGAGGAACAAGCCAAACACGCUAGCGCUUAAACACUUAACACUUUCGUUCUCAGACCUCAGAGAUCCGAAAUGUGGGAGAAACCGCGGGCACCAUUAUGUAUAACGCACAAUAUUAUAUAAACUAAGCGUUCGUCUAUUUAACCGUAGUUUAUUUUAACUUAAGUUUUAUCGUUUCUUUAAGUUAGUGAAUAGAAAAUUUUAGACUUUAGGUUCUGCGACGCGUUCAUGUAUGUUUGUACCCUACGACGUUUAUAGUCAGCGAGUGGAGUGUGCGGGCCGCGGCCGGCCGACCGCCGUCUGCGAUGUUGCGGUCGUCUCGAGGAUUAUAUUAUUAAUGAUAUUUUGUUGGAACAAAUGUUUUUAAGUUAUCUUAUUAGACUUAGACUAAGAAUGUAUUAAUGGUAUUAUAAAAAACGCAACGGGACGCGUGUUUAACGUAAUGAAUGUUACUAUUAGAUGACAAUAUAUUUGUGACUGUUCGUUAUUAUUCAAGUUUAUAUAUAUUAAAAAUAUUAACUGCCAAAUAUAAAAGUAUAUGACUUUGGUCUUCAUACAAAAAAAAAAAUAUUCCGAUUUAUACAUAUGUAUGUAUCCUUUAAGUUAGUUUGAUGUAUUAUUAAAUGUUAUUUUGGUAAAGCUUUAACGUACUAAUUAUUUAGUUAAUGCAUAUUUUUAGUUAAGUUUAACUUUUAAGUGUUUGUUUAGAAGAAUAUUUCAUAUCACUGUGUAUAGUUAAAAGACUAUAAUAACUGUGAAACUGAGACCAAGAUUAACGAAAAAAAUUGCACAAUUUUUAUUCAUACUGUAGUUUUACAAAAGCUUUUAAAAAUUAUGGCCUAAAUUUUCUAUCAUGUUAUUUACAAAUAAAUAUUUACUGAACUAAAAUAAAAAGAUUACAGUAUUAUAUAUUCAAUGGUUUUAAAUACGUAAUAUAUUUGUAGGAAUGUGUGGAUUUUCAAAACACUAAGCGUUUCACACCAACACAUGUGUCAGUGUAUGUUAGGUCGGUUCUAUAUUAUUGUAGUUAUAUUAAGAUGUAUUUAAUCGAAACAUGUAAAUCGUUGCCAAAAUUGCGUUUAACAUAUUAUAUACUCGUUAUUGUUUAUUUGUUAUAUGCAUGUUAUAUAUCAAAUGUAUUAGAAUAAUUAUAAUUUUAAUAAAAUAAUUCUAUAUAGUGCUUCCAUGUUAAAAGUAGAGUGGUUUGUUAGUUACAUAUAAUAUACAUUUGGAUGUACUCGUUUACAAAUCUCUAUACUAAAGAUUUAUUCUAUAUUAUUAUAUCAUAAUGUAUUCUUAUUUAUGGCAAUACUAUAUUCUAUGUGUGGUUUCGUGACGUAUGCCAAAGUAUGACGUAGCCUGUAGAGAAUAAUUUAUCGAUCCCAUUAAAUAAAAAUAAUG
This is a messenger RNA of Danaus plexippus (monarch butterfly), 3475 nucleotides long. It is a transcript of the gene Gat, whose product is annotated as sodium- and chloride-dependent GABA transporter 1. The transcript has 12 exons. Gene Ontology annotation, cellular component: membrane. NCBI's taxonomy places the organism in Eukaryota, Metazoa, Arthropoda, Insecta, Lepidoptera, Nymphalidae. Bases 284 to 2107 code for a protein of 607 amino acids. Gene Ontology annotation, biological process: sodium ion transmembrane transport. The record is from RefSeq and is a predicted model, not a curated record.